AUGGUGCUGCCGACGCUUGGGAAGGUCGCACUGUCGCUGCUUGCCAUUAUCGUGGUGCGCGCCAUGGUGCGCCGCGCCCGUUGCCGCCCACUCACGCGCGGCAGCGUCGCCCUUAUCACCGGCGGUGGCGGCGGCAUCGGCCUCGAGUUCGCGCGCUUCUUUGCACGGUCCGGCUGUCGCGUUGUUCUCGUCGGUCGCAACGCGGAAGCCCUUCGUGAAGCACAGGCGUCGUGCAUCGCGCUGGGUGCCCCGAGCGCUGACAUCAUCGUCGCGGACCUCAGCACCGUUGACGGCACCGACAAGGUGGGCGCGGAGCUGCAGCAGCAGGAGCAUCCGGUUAAGUACAUGGUACUCAACGCGGGCGCAGGCGCGAUUGUUCCAUUCUCCAGUGGCCCUGAGUUUCACGCCAUCUGCGAGAAUAUGAUGCAGAUCAAUUACUUCGCCAACGUGCGUCUGCUGCAGCAGCUGCUGCCGAUACUUGAAAAGACGCAUUCGGCCGAGAAUCCCUCGCGUGUCGUGGUCGUGUCAUCGCUCGCAGGCGUGCUGCCGUCCAUCUACCGCAGCGCCUACACCGCGUCCAAGCACGCCAUACAGGGAUUUAUGAACGCACUGCGCGGAGAGACGUCGGUGUCGAUUACGCUCUGCUGCCCUGGCUACGUUGACACCGACUUCCACCGACGUGCACAGCUUCAAGGCAGCUUGGCGACUGGCAACCACCGCCGUGGUGUGCCGCCGGAUGUGUGUGUGCAGCAGUGCAUGACAGGUGCUCUGUGCGGCGAUGCAGAGGUGCUGACAACGCUCACCGGCAAGCUGGGCUACGUGCUGCGCCCCGUCUUCACGAGCCUCAUCGACACACAGGCGAAGAAGAUGAGUGUCCGCUCGCUCCAGAAGUAG
Trypanosoma grayi is the source of this 894-nucleotide messenger RNA. RefSeq names its product short-chain dehydrogenase. Gene Ontology annotation, molecular function: oxidoreductase activity. Lineage: Eukaryota; Euglenozoa; Kinetoplastea; Trypanosomatida; Trypanosomatidae. Bases 1 to 894 code for a protein of 297 amino acids. The record is from RefSeq and is a predicted model, not a curated record. The transcript has a single exon. Gene Ontology annotation, cellular component: membrane.